AUGUUCAUGUUCAAAGACCGUGAUCCAGGCUUCGUGGACGCUGAUGGCAAGCAACUACCUGCCUGUUACCUAAACCAAUGGUAUCCAGGUCAAGUAAGUUAUACACAUGUUAUACAUAAAAUAAGGUUACUAUAACUUAUCGAACUGACACCAUUGGAUAAAGAUACCCACUGUUAUGUUAAUAUACCCUUUUCAGUCGAUGAUCGAAGCUGUCCUUGUAAUCAUCGCCGUCAUCUGUAUCCCAAUCAUGUUGUUCGGAAAACCAAUUUACAUUCUCAUGAAACAGAAGAAGGCCAAGCAAGCCAUGUCCGACAACAUGGUAUGAUAUAUUACAAUAUAUUAACAUACUUUAUAGUUUGAUUACCUAGGUUUUUCACCAAGAUUGUAAAAUGAUCAGUUUUGUCAAUGUUAUGACAAAAUUUUGUUUUUUGUGACGAAAUGCCAAAUAAUCCAAGUUUAUAGGAUUUGGCGCCAAAAUUAACUUUCAAAUAGUUUUUUUGCUUUUAACAUUGCAGAGAUAGUAGAAUCUGAUAAGAAAUUAUAGUAUUAAUCACUUUUAAACUCAAAUAAGUAAAAAAUUUACAAUAAUAACUGACAUUACAGAGUGUCCGAAUCAAUAUGCAAUCGGACGAAACAGAAGUGAUAACAAAUGGAAAUGGCCUCAAGAAGGGCAAAGAAGAGGACCACAAGCCUCACGGCGGUGGGGAGCAUCACGAUGAAGCCUUCGGCGACAUCAUGGUGCACCAGGCCAUCCAUACUAUUGAGUACGUGCUCGGCUGUGUGUCUCACACUGCCUCGUAUCUCCGUUUGUGGGCGUUAUCACUCGCCCACGCCCAACUGUCAGAAGUGUUGUGGGACAUGGUGCUACGGAACGGGCUACAACAAGAAGGCUGGGCGGGUAUCGUGGCGACGUACCUGAUCUUCUUCGUGUUCGGAGUGCUGACCUUCUCCAUCUUGGUGUUGAUGGAAGGUCUGUCAGCCUUCCUCCACGCCCUUCGUCUCCAUUGGGUCGAGUUCCAGAGUAAGUUCUACGUUGGAGCUGGCUACGCGUUCACUCCCUUCAACUUCAAGAACGUCCUCGACCUGGCACGGGCUUCUGAUGCUGCUGCAUAG
Molecule: messenger RNA, 1113 nt
Organism: Bursaphelenchus okinawaensis
Lineage: Eukaryota; Metazoa; Nematoda; Chromadorea; Rhabditida; Aphelenchoididae
Source: the annotation of a GenBank genome assembly